This is a messenger RNA of Solea senegalensis (Senegalese sole), 1359 nucleotides long. RefSeq names its product vacuolar protein sorting-associated protein 53 homolog. The transcript has 2 exons. Bases 27 to 296 code for a protein of 89 amino acids. Lineage: Eukaryota; Metazoa; Chordata; Actinopteri; Pleuronectiformes; Soleidae. The record is from RefSeq and is a predicted model, not a curated record. Gene Ontology annotation, biological process: retrograde transport, endosome to Golgi. Gene Ontology annotation, cellular component: GARP complex.
CACUAUACUUUUUCACGCAGGUGGUAAUGGCCCCACAUGAACCGCCAGUGGUGUUUGUGGAUAACUACAUCAAGCUCCUGGCUGAUGGCAAUCCUGAGACCUUCCAGAAGAUUUUGGACAUGAAGGGUCUGAAGCGCAGUGAACAGAGCAGCAUGCUGGAGCUCUUCAGGCAGAGGCUGCCCACUCCACCUUCAGGGGCUGACGGUGGCCCGUCUUUGUCCUUCAGCGCCCCGACCCCAGAGCAGGAGUCGUCCCGCAUCCGUAGACUAGAGAAACUGAUCAAGAAGAGACUCUAAUCAGAAAGGCACUGAACUUACAUAAAGGACAGUCAAAAGGCUGUAGGAUAAGACCUAAAUUUAUUCCUCUCACAAACUCCCAUCAUGACUGAAGGGACCAUGAAGAAUGACACAAAGAGAAAAAAAAAAGAAAGUUGCUUAACUUUUCUGACUGUGAUGUUGAACUGAGUUGAUGUCAAAUUAUGAAGAAACCUCUUCAACUGAUCCUUGCUGUUGCUACAUAUGUCAUCCACUUAUGUAAUUUCCUCUUGCUUUUCGUGACACUAAUGUCUGGGCUUUGUAGCACUGGUACAUGGUUGCACAGUACAUUUGCACUCACAGGACAGAAUGUAGUGCUGUCAACUAAAUUCUGCUCAGUAAUCCACUGGCUGCCUCUGGGAUGUGUCUAAUCCAAGAUGAUCACCAGCAGCCUGAUCUUACUUAAAGUUGAUGUUUUCUGAAUAUAGUGCACUCCAGCGAUACCCAGGGCGUUGCUCAAUUAUUUUAAUUUAAAGUGAGGGAUACUGGGUCCAAUUCUGUGUGCAUCUCUGCAUUCCAUUAAAGUGAGAAUGCGUCAUAGGUGUCGGCAUAGUUUCUGUGAACGGUGACCUAAAACAAAUCACUAAGCCUGAGAAAAAUCACAUGAGGCCGAGGUUGACUUGGAAAGUAGCUAAUCGAAGACUUUGGGCUUGGGACUUUGCCUAGAACAGGCCGAUGAUGGUAUACUGCAUGUAAACAUAAGCACAUAAUGUGUGUGGUCAGUCCUGUUUUGUAAGGUCAAAAGUAUUCUCAGACAAUUUAAUCAUCGCUGUCUCUUGAUUUGACAUAUGCUAAAAUGUGUUCAUGCAAGAAUGUGUAUUUGUCUGUUCCAUCUACACUUUGCUGUACUUGCAGGGCAAUUUACAAACUGUUAUUUGUGAAUUAAGUAUUUAUCCUAGAAAUACACUGAAACUUAAGAACUGUCUCAACACUUGUGGGAACUGACCUUUUGUUUAUCCUCAUGUAUGUCAAACACAGCAGGUAUGCCACAGACUGCAACCAAGGUUCCCUGAUUCCCUGCACAUCAAAUAAAAUGUAAAUGCAU